UCCAACAAUGGCGGCAGCUACUUAGUUGGAACAAGAUCCUGACCCAAAUGGGAUUGAGCCUGUUGCCAGCAACAAUUGGAGGAGGAUCAUACAAAGCCCCUGUACCCAGCCAGGCUAUUAAAGACAGCUACCACUUUCGCCACCUUCUAAGCCGCUUCGCUGCCCAUGUGACUACAGGUGAAGAACUUAGCCAGCACGAGGAGCGAUAUCUGAAAAAGCUGGGCAGUGACUGCAACAUCUACUUGCAGAUGAAAGCCCAUGACUCCUCCCACUACAGACAAGUGUUGGCCACACUCACGAAUAUAUUAAUGACAUCAGGCCUGCCAGAAGUGAGUGACAGCUGCCCUGUGAACAGUCCCAAAGACCAUCUCCUCCUUGCUCUGGGGACAGAGGUUUAUAAGGUUUGCCCAGAUCCCGAUGCUCUCCUGCCCUACCUCAUCAAGGACAACCCAAUGAUGCCUGUUGUCUAUAACCACCGGAUCAAGUUUGAUGUUAAUACAGCAGAUAUGGAAGAGUGGAUCAGCACAGGCCUCUACCUCUCUCCUGGUAUGAAGACCUAUAUGUCCAUACCACCUCAGAUUGUCAACAAGGAUUGGAUGAUUCAGAUAGGGUGCCAAACUGAUUCUCUGCACCACAAUGAGGAGCUGAAGAGACCACCGACUGUCCAUGAGCGAUUUCCUGUCACCUCAGAGAUGAUACAGGUUUGGAACCUGUGGGGAGGACUCAUCUACCUGGUGGCCCCACCCAAAACACAAGAGAAGGGGUUGUUGGUCACAGUGCAGAUGGCUGUACCUGCUCCAUAUUAUAAGUCUGGUGUAACAACUGCAGCUGAGUGGUCGUUGCUGCGCACGGCUCCUUCACCCUGGGCAGAGUUGGAGUUUGAAAACAUCAUCCUCACCGUACCGUCAGAUGCUGUUCGGGAUCUGGAGCGCCCUGACCAGCUAGCCGCUCUGUGGGAUGAAAUGAUGAGGGCCAUUGCAGAUCUGGCUGCCAAACCACACAAAUUUCCCCGCAAGGAGCGCUUUGUGGCAGAUGUGCAGAUUUCUCACGGCUGGAUGCAUGCAGGUUAUCCUAUCAUGGCACACAAAAUGACAGCUCAGGAGCUGGUUGGUGUUAAAAAAGGUAGUCCCUUGUGGGGCCCCAUCCAUGAACUGGGACACAACCAACAGAGAGCUUGCUGGGAGUUCCCACCAAACACCACAGAGUGUACAUGCAACCUGUGGUCAGUGUAUGUGAAUGAAGAGGUGCUGGGCAUCCACAGGGAGAAGACUGAAGAUGCCAUGACUUCAGCAAACCGACAAAGUCGAAUAAAUGACUAUGUUGCAGGAGGCAGGACGCUUGACAAGUGGGGCUUUUUUGUUGCUCUGGAAACAUAUAUGCAGCUCCAGGAAAGGUUUGGCUGGGAUGCCUUCAAGAAGGUGUUUGCUGCGUAUCAUCACAUGAGUGACUUCCCCGGUGACAACAAAGGAAAGAUGAACCUGUACGUUGAGACAUUCUCCCAGACUGUGGGGAUGGACCUGACUGGCUUCUUUAAGGCCUGGGGCUGGCUAAUAGAAACAGCCACUGAGGAGAAGCUCUCCGCACUGCCUCCCUGGAAUGAUCACCCCAUGACCCAGUAUGACUAAACCGCAGACCACUGCAGUGUGCAGAGAAAUGGCUUCAACUACUAUCAUAAGUUGAAGUGAAUGAUGGGCAACACGGUGAACGGAUUUGGUGUUUGGUGUUCUGUUUUAACAACAUUUAUGAGAGUAUCUGAAUAGAAAAACAGAAAUGAUGUACUGAGGGUCCAGGUAUUAAAUUUAGGUUGAAUUUUUCUUUCUUUGAUUGUGAUGUUCCUGUAGAGGGGAAGUACAGUAGGCUUUCACUUACUGCCAGGUAGACUAGACUUUCGAUGGUAUAAGGAGUGGGAUCUUUGCCUUUAUUUUAUAGCAGAAAAUAUGACCUGUAAUACAUGUUCUGUUCUGAAAUCAAGGCAUUACACUACUAUAGCAUACAUUGCAAUCAUUUGUCUUCCACUGUGCUCUAUAAAGAAAAAAAUGCAUUAA
Molecule: messenger RNA, 2045 nt
Organism: Oreochromis niloticus (Nile tilapia)
Lineage: Eukaryota; Metazoa; Chordata; Actinopteri; Cichliformes; Cichlidae
Product: TRPM8 channel-associated factor homolog
Exons: 9
Coding region: 48-1625 (525 amino acids)
Biological process (GO): positive regulation of protein targeting to membrane
Cellular component (GO): plasma membrane
Molecular function (GO): transmembrane transporter binding
Source: RefSeq, a predicted model, not a curated record